AGCGUUUGGUAAAUGUAGUUGGAAAUGCAACAUAUAAAAAGUGUUCAAAUUAUGUCUUACUUGUAUAGUUCAAUUUCAAUGGCGUGCAGUUAUUUCAUUAUGAUAUGUGUUUUUCAGUAUUCUUUUGCCGCUCCAUCUUCUACAACACUCACAACCCGAUCUACUCAAUCUGCAAUGACAUCGACGACGAUUCAAACAUUCGAUUCCACACCAUCGUUUACAGCUGCACCAGCAACGACAGCGGCAUCAACAACGACAGCUGCACCAGCAACGACAGCGGCACCAACAACGACAGCUGCACCAGCAACGACAGAGGCGUCAACAACGACAGCUGCACCAACAACUACAGCUGCACCAGCAACGACAGCGGCAUCAACAACGACAGCGGCAUCAACAACGACAGCGGCACCAGCAACGACAGCUGCAUCAGCAACGACAGCGGCACCAGCAACGACAGCGGCAUCAACAACGACAGCGGCACCAACAACGACAGCUGCACCAGCAACGACAGCUGCACCAACAACGACAGCUGCACCAGCAAAGACAGCGGCAUCAACAACGACAGCGGCACCAACAACGACAGCUGCACCAGCAACGACAGCGGCAUCAACAACGACAGCUGCAUCAACAACGACAGCUGCACCAGCAACGACAGCGGCAUCAACAACGACAGCUGCACCAACAACGACAGCUGCACCAGCAACGACAGUGGCAUCAACAACGACAGCGGCACCAACAACGACAGCUGCACCAGCAACGACAGCGGCAUCAACAACGACAGCGGCAUCAACAACGACAGCGGCACCAGGAACGACAGCGGCAUCAACAACGACAGCGGCAUCAACAACGACAGCUGCACCAGCAACGACAGCGGCAUCAUUAACGACAGCGGCAUCAACAACGACAGCGGCACCAGCAACGACAGCGGCAUCAACAACGACAGCGGCAUCAACAACGACAGCGGCACCAGCAACGACAGCGGCAUCAACAACGACAGCGGCAUCAACAACGACAGCGGCACCAGCAACGACAGCGGCAACAACAUCGAAAGCGGCAUCAGCAACGACAGCGGCAUCAACAACGACAGCGGCAUUUUUGUGAACUCGACACCAGUGUAAAUUUCAGUAGAGACACCCAUCGUACACCAUACUUUGGAUAUGAUGACAACAAAGGCUCCAUGACAGUCAACUGGCUCGUCACUUGAGGGAUAGGAAUAUGGAUAGCGGGAUUUAUUGUCAGCAUAAUUGGUGCUGUGUACGCCUGCUCUCGGGGAUAGUGUCGACGACGUUCCAGACAGAGCUUGAAACAAUUAAACAAUGGACAGACGAUACUUAGCAUGGAUCCUGGGCCAAGUGCCGUUGGAGGACAGCCAUUUUGCUCCGUAGGCGUGUCGCACCACCCACCACAUGACUAUUUACAUGUAGAUGAUGACGAGUACGAUGAGAUUAAAUGUGAGAGGACGGUGGAAGUUAAUUCCAUUAGUCAGUCCGUAGACGACAACAUCGUAUAUCAUGAAAUCGACGCCGACGACAUUACAGAGCGUCAGGGGAAACCAACAUACAUGUCUCUCCAGAUGAGAGAAACGCAUCUGUACGACGUCUCAUUCAAUAGUUCGAAUCGCUAAGAAUGACGCUCCAGUUGAGAUACAUGUUGCUGUGGCCAAAUAACUUCAGAAUGCAAGUCAAGGGGACAAUGAUUUUGCGCAGGCCGGACGGCUUGUAAAUGCCGGUAAAGUGGAGGCAUAGUCUGGAUUUGCCCUUCAGCUUCUUUAUGACGAUAUAUGAGGAAAAAAAUGACGCUAUCCCAUUGGGGUUUUUUAGACACCAAUGGUAUAAAAAUAGCACAUUGGCCUUAGAGCUUAUAAAUGUCGUUGUCGGGAAGAAAAAUAACACAUUGGCCGACGUGCCUAUAAAAGUCGCUGUAGUUAAGAAAAUAGUGGCCAAUGAGCUCGUAAAAGACGCUACAGGAAAGACAAAUAACACAAGUGCUGAAGAGAAAUUGAUUUAACGGAAUUAAAAGCUCAAAAACACAGCAUGAAAGUAAUGUUAACAACAACAACAACAACAAACAACCCCGGCAAGAUUGACACGGCAGUAUCCGGGUUUAACGGAUCAAAAGGCGUCCACCGUAAAACAUCUCGCUCAUUCGGACAGUAAUAUUGCAUUAUGCAUGUUCAAGUUUAAAUAUUAGUAUUAUCAAAAGUCUCAAUAGUUAAAUUUUGUUAUCCACAUUUUUUUCCAUUAGCUUAUGUGUUUUUCUAAAUUGAUGCAGUAUGUGUGUUCUUUUUAUGGAGACAAUGAAGAUUAACUCCCCUAUUUGCAUUUAAGUUGUGUGUAAAUGUUCAUUUUAAGAAAUAGGUAAGACAUUUAUGUCAUAUCGGCAACCUAUUUUGUACACCCUAGUUUUGCUUAAUUUUUGUAUUUUCAUAUUUUUGUUUUAGUAGUAGUAUU
Messenger RNA from Dreissena polymorpha, 2450 nucleotides. RefSeq names its product clumping factor A-like. The coding region runs from base 105 to 1118 and encodes 337 amino acids. The record is from RefSeq and is a predicted model, not a curated record. Lineage: Eukaryota; Metazoa; Mollusca; Bivalvia; Myida; Dreissenidae. The transcript has 8 exons.